Nematolebias whitei (Rio pearlfish) is the source of this 6233-nucleotide messenger RNA. It is a transcript of the gene nav2a, whose product is annotated as neuron navigator 2a. The transcript is spliced from 35 exons. The record is from RefSeq and is a predicted model, not a curated record. Gene Ontology annotation, molecular function: protein binding; ATP hydrolysis activity. Bases 1 to 6069 code for a protein of 2022 amino acids. Lineage: Eukaryota; Metazoa; Chordata; Actinopteri; Cyprinodontiformes; Rivulidae. Gene Ontology annotation, biological process: nervous system development; neurogenesis.
AUGAGUUUGAUGCUCUGCCGCUGGGAGCAGAACAACGUCACCAUGAAGCUGAUCUACACAGACUGGGCCAACCACUAUCUUGCCAAGUCAGGACACAAGCGUCUCAUCAAGGACCUCCAAACAGACGUCACAGAUGGAGUGCUGCUGGCUGAGAUCAUUCAGGUCGUUGCCAAUGAGAAGAUUGAUGAUAUCAAUGGCUGUCCCAAGAGCCGUUCUCAGAUGAUUGAGAACAUAGACGUCUGUCUCAGUUUCCUGGCAGCUAAAGGAGUCAACAUCCAGGGUCUGUCUGCAGAAGAGAUUAGGAAUGGGAAUCUGAAAGCCAUCCUCGGCCUCUUCUUCAGCCUGUCCCGCUACAAGCAGCAGCAGCAGCAGCAGCAGCAGCAGCAGCAGCAGCAGCAGCAGGCUCAGAGACAGAGCUCCCAGCCUGCGCUCCCACACUCGGCACCGUGCCAGAACUCACACCCACCCCUGAGCCAGCAGAGCAGCGCUCCGGCACAGCUCAGCCAAUCUCCGCAUGGGACUCUGCAGAAAGCAGCGCAGGCAGAGAUGCAGUCCAGGGAUGGUUGUCAGAGUAAACUUCUCAAGUUUUCCAUUGAUUUCUCUGAGGGCAUGACCCCACAGCCUUUGGUGAUGACUGAGCAUGAUCCAUCGUCUGCAGUGACUGUCAGCUCCUCUACCAGCAUCCCAGCUGCUGCCUCCUCUUUGGUUCCUCCAUCCUCCACUUCAACUGCCAUUCCCCAGCCCAACAGCAGCAGCAAGCCCUGGAGGAGCAAGUCAACCAGCUCCAAGCACGCUGCCUCUCAGUCUCUGUCCACCAGCACAAACCCAUCCACAAUGCAGUCCAGCAAGCAGGACAAGGACGCCUCCUCAAAGGUUGCUGUGGCAGCUGAGCCGCCUCCCAAAGCGGUCACUCAGAAGUCAAUGCUGGAGAAGCUCAAGCUCUUCAACAGUAAAGGAGGGUCCAAAUCAUCUGCCACCACUUCUUCAUCUAAUGGAGUAGCGCCCCAGCCUGAGAACGCUGCUCCAUCCAGGCCACUCGGGGUAGGACAGGUGGAAAAGUCUGAAAUUGGCUCCAACACGGACCCCCUAGAGGAAGACAACGGCAACCUCCGACCAGGUCUGAAUGGAACCAGCAACGGAGCACCUCCCACCACUGUCUCUACAACUGCCAGCAGCCCCAAAAUUGCUUUCCGGGGCAUUGCCCAGCGCACUUUCAGCAGAGCUUUGACUGCCAAGAAGGGGUCUGUGAAAGGCCAUGAGAAGGAGAAGGGGAAGGAGAAAGGGAAGGACGUGGGAAAGCGUGUCCCUGAUAGAACAGAGAUGAGGGGUGAGGAGCCUAAGGAGGACUUAACACCCAUUACUGCAGAUGGUGAUGGGUCAAACAAAAGGACCUCCAAAAUUGCUAGUUUCAUUCCUAAGGGAGGGAAAGUAGCCAAAAAGGAAAGUUCUACAACUGCACAUAGCGGAAUACCAAAGCCAGGAGGGAAAGCCCCAGGAGCUGGGGUCAAAGCCUCCUCAGUGAAGGAGGUGGGGGAGAGGCCUAGGAGCAUGCGGUUGGGAGGGGGUCUCACCAUGCACCGUGGCCCCCUGGACAGAGACAGGGACAGCAGACACUCCAGCUCUACCUCCAGCUUGGCCUCCACAGAAGGAAAGCCCAGCGCCACCUUAGCGGCAGGUGGAGGCACCACACAAAGCACAGCCAUCAACACCGUCAGCGUGCAGCUACCUCAGACUCAACAGCACCACAGCCACCCCAACACAGCCACUGUAGCACCGUUCAUGUACCGCUCCCAAACUGACGGAGAGGUGAACACAGAGAACAGUUCAGGGGGGAGAGGUGGAGACAUUUCCUGCACCAAGACCAGCCAUACCUCCAUAGAGGAUCUUUCAGGUGAAGACCCAGAGACAAGGCGGCUGCGUACUGUCAAAAACAUCGCAGACCUGCGGCAGAACCUGGAGGAGACGAUGUCGAGCCUGCGGGGAACUCAGGUCACACACAGCCCCCUUGAAACGACUUUUGACGGCAGCGUCACCACAGAUAUCAGCGGCGGUGGUGGGAGCGGAUGUGGUACCAACAACAACAGUGGAGGUGGUCGAAGCAUCCUCAGCCUUACUUCUGCCCGUUCCUCUUUGUCACCAUGGCGACUGGGCCAAUCAAGCCCCCGUCUGCAGGCGGGUGAUGCCCCCUCUGUGGGAAACGGCUACGGCAGCCGGGUGGUUGGCGGACAGGGGGGGCGGUACCUGUACCCUGGGCACCUGCGGCGACAGCUGGCGGGCAGGGGAGGAGCUCUGUGCAGCGUGGACCUUGGAGACAGAGCUGGGGAGGAAAUGGAGCUGGAUGGGAGCACCAUGGAGGUCACCGGGUACAUGAGUGAUGGAGACGUGCUGAGCAAGAACGUUGUGCGCAAUGAUGAUGUCACCAGCGGCUACAUGACGGACGGAGGUUUGGGGCUCUACACUCGGCGCCUGAACCGACUGCCUGACAGCAUGGCUGCCGUCCGAGAAACGCUGCAUCGGAAUACGUCAUCAGGACAGGGCGAUGGAGACAGCUGGGACGACAGCAGCUCCGUGAGUAGUGGCAUCAGCGACAACAUCGACACAGAUGACAUCCACACCAGCUCCUCCAUCUCCUCCUAUGCAAACACACCUGCAGCACAGCGCAAGGGCCUCAGCACACAGGUGAGACAGAUGGGACAGAUGUUUCUGCUGUUUGGUGGGAAGUCCAGUAAACAGGCUCCAGUCACCACAGCUGAAAACCUGAAGAACUCCACCGUCAUCUCCAACCCCCACGCCACCUUGAACCAUGUGGCUACGGUGCUGGAGUCCCCGGAUGGAGGCGUCGGGGACAGCGAGACCAGCAGCCCCCUGUUUGGAGGCAGAGCACUGGGAUCAGGGAUGGGAACGCUGGGCAGUGAGCAGGCCUCCAGCCCAGGAUCAGUGUACUCCUCCACUGGUCCCUCUAACAGCCUGACGUGGGGAACCACCUUCAGCAGCUCCUCUGUCCCGAGCAGGGAGGGCACCCUUGGGGGGUACGCUGGGACAGGCAGCGUGGGCUUCCCUUCUGUCAGCAGCAUGCACACCAGCAGCGAGUCCAUCGACAUGAGCCUGGGCAGCGCUGGAGGGGGAGGCGGGGGCCACGGGACCCACAGGGAGGACACCCUGCCCGCUCUGGGUCGCACCAGCAGCGUAAAGACCGGCAUGUCUGAGAGGUACGGCCCGUCGACACAGCUGCGAGGGCACGAGGAUCGUGACUGGCUGCGCUCCUACUCCACCAGUGGGCUGCAGGACUCUGCCAGCAACUCGCCAUUUUCCCCCAGCUCCAGCCUCACCUCCCCCUCCGGUACUCGCUUCAACUUCGGGCAGCUGGCUUCCAGCCCGACGUCUGCAGCUCAGAUCAAUCUCGCUGGUCUGCGCAACAACAGCCUGACCACUCAGGACGCCCCGUUUGACCCCUGCAGUGACAACCGGCUGAGAAACUCCUGCAUGUCUCUCGAUGAGAAGACGCGCACCAUGAGCCGAUCAGGAUCUUUCAGGGACGGGUUUGAAGAAGUUCAUGGAUCAUCCCUGUCUCUGGUCUCCAGCACUUCUUCCAUUUAUUCCACGAACGAGGAGAAGUCUCAGUCAGAGAUUCGAAAGCUGCGCCGGGAGUUGGAUGCCUCCCAGGAAAAGGUUUCUGCCCUCACGACACAACUGAGCGCUAAUGCUCACCUGGUGGCAGCGUUUGAACAGAGUCUGGGCAACAUGACCAUCAGACUGAAGAGUCUCACUCUGACGGCAGAGCAGAAGGACUCGGAGCUGAAUGAACUGAGGAAGACCAUCGAGCUGCUGAAGAAGCAGAACGCCGUCGCUCAAGCUGCCAUCAACGGCGUCAUCAACACUCCUGAACUUGUACCCAGAGGAGACCGGACAGGUGGCAGUAGCAGCUCUCUUCAGCAGCAGCAGCAGCCUCAGAGUCAGCAGCCAGACCUGCGCAUCAGGAGGCAGCACUCCUCCGACAGCGUCAGCAGCGUCGCCAGCGCAACCAGCCACUCCAGCGUGGGCUCCAACAUGGACGUCGACGCAAAAAACAAGAAGAAGAACAAAAAGAACUGGUUGAGAAGCUCUUUCAAACAAGCGUUCACCAAGAAGAAAUCUCCCAAAUCAGCUUCUUCUCAUUCAGACAUCGAGGAGAUGACGGACUCAUCGCUGCCGUCCUCCCCCAAGCUGCCUCACAACGGCGCUUCAGUCACCAGCCACCUGCUCAGAAACACUCACUCCAACACUCUACUGUCUGAGUGUUUGGACAGCGAGGCGGAGAUGGUGAUGCAGCUGCGCAGCGAACUCAGAGAGAAGGAGAUGAAGCUGACUGAUAUCCGUCUGGAGGCGCUCAGCUCUGCACAUCAGCUGGACCAGCUCCGAGAGGCCAUGAACCGCAUGCAGCUGGAGAUCGAGAAGCUGAAGACGGAGAAUGAUCGUCUGAAGCUGGACAGUCAGGGCAGCAAGACCGGCUCCCAGGUGUCUGUCUCAUCUUCUCCUCCCCCUCACACACAGAGCCACACUCCGGGGCCCGGUCCAGGACUGUCUCAGCACAGCCUCAACCUCACCACCAGCGAGUCCACCAGUCUGGACAUGCUGCUGGACGACACGGGUGGAGAAGGAGGCAUGAGGAAGGAGGGGCGACACGUGAAGAUCGUCGUCAGUCUGGAUGAGGACAAGUGGGAGGAGGAGGGCCGACCUCGUCAUUUUCUGAUUGGCUGCAUUGGUGUGAGCGGUAAAACCAAGUGGGACGUGCUGGAUGGAGUGGUCCGACGCCUUUUUAAGGAGUACAUUACUCACGUGGACCCGGUGAGCCAGCUGGGCCUGAGCACAGACAGUGUGCAGGGCUACAACAUUGGAGAAAUCCAUCGACCCAGCAUGGCCAGCACGCCCGAACUGCUGCCCUGCGGCUACCUGGUGGGAGACAACACCAUUAACAUCCAGCUGAAAGGUGCAAACAGUGAAAACGUGGACUCGCUGGUGUUCGACACGUUGAUCCCAAAGCCGAUGCUGCAGCGCUACAUCUCCCUGCUUAAGGAGCACAGACGGGUCAUCCUCUCAGGCCCAAGUGGUACAGGGAAGACCUACCUGGCCAACCAGCUGUCUCAACACCUGCUGCAGCUCGAGGGCCGACCCUCGACCCCAAAUGCUGUUGUCACUUUCAACGUGGACCACAAGUCUAGCAAAGAGCUCCGUCAGUACUUGUCAGGUUUGGCUCAGCAGUGCAGCGGGGUGUCAGGAGAGGAGAGCCCUCUGGUGGUCAUUCUGGACAACCUCCACCACGUCAGCUCCCUGGGAGAGAUCUUCAAUGGCCUCUUCAACUGCAACUACCAGCACAGUCCUUACAUUAUCGGCACCAUGAGCCAAGCCACGUCAUCGUCCCCUAAUCUGCAGCUUCACCACAACUUCAGGUGGGUUCUGUGUGCCAACCACAUGGAGCCGGUCAAAGGAUUUCUCGGUCGCUACCUGAGAAGGAAGCUGAUUGAGAUGGAAAUUGGCAGCCGGACACGCAGCAUGGAGCUGGUGAAGAUCAUCGACUGGGUUCCACGGGUUUGGCACCACCUCAACCGAUUCCUGGAGACUCAUAGCUCCUCUGAUGUCACCAUUGGACCCCGUCUCUUUCUGUCAUGUCCUAUGGAUGUGGAGGGAUCCAGGGUUUGGUUCACCGAUCUCUGGAAUUACUCAAUCAUCCCCUACAUGCUUGAGGCUGUGCGCGAGGGACUGCAGUUGUACGGCCGCAGGGCAGCGUGGGAGGACCCAGCAGCCUGGGUGAUUGACACCUACCCAUGGUCAUCGUCUCCGCCUCCGGGUGAGUGGCCCCCCCUGCUGCAGCUCCGCCCGGAAGACGUGGGCUUCGACGGCUACUCCGCACCGAGAGAAGGAGCCAGGAAGGAGCUGCCGCAGAGCGACAGUGAUGCGGACCCACUGAUGAACAUGCUGAUGCGUCUGAAAGAAGCGGCGACGUCGUCGAGCCCGCAGAGCUACGACAGUGACUCCAACAGCAACAGUCACCAUGACGACAUCUUGGACUCGUCGCUGGAGUCAACUCUGUGAUGCUUUCAAAAUCAUUUUUAAAAUAACUUCUUCUUUUUUUUUUUUUUUUUGGUCACAAAAUGUAGCCACCUUGUUUGGGUGCAGGUAACCCAAAUAUUUAAGAGGAACAAUAUCCAACUGGAUUCCAGUAAAGAGAGCAACAAAUGUUUCCAGAGCACUGCCUU